Molecule: messenger RNA, 1179 nt
Organism: Gymnodraco acuticeps
Lineage: Eukaryota; Metazoa; Chordata; Actinopteri; Perciformes; Bathydraconidae
Exons: 7
Coding region: 242-1066 (274 amino acids)
Source: RefSeq, a predicted model, not a curated record
GAGGGUUUCACCAUGGACAUGUUCGUCACAGAGACGUUGACUGCAUGGCAGCUUGAGAACUUGAUUGACACAUUUAAAGGCCACAGACACAAAGAAAGCCCUUGCCGUGGCAUUGGUGUAUGAAUUCCCUUGCCUUUUGGAUGGUACAGGCAGUGGCUAUGGAGCUUGGUACACACCUGGCCGAAAUCACAAACCUGCUACAGGUUUCCUGGAGGAGCGCUUGAGGAACGUCAGGAAGCGCAUGAGAAUGCUGAAACGACCACGCCACCAAGAACAACAGAAGGAACAGACCGUCCCUAGUACACCAGAAUAUGAUGUGCCUCCUGAAAAACUUCUAGAAAUGGUUGAAUGGAUGAAGGUCAAUAGGUAUCCAGUGUCCCAAGUUGAGGACUACAUGAAUCAAACAGCUCUACAUAGAGGCAAGUGGAUUCGCAGCAAUGGAUCUAAAAGCCUCCAGGAAAUCUUGACUGAGUUCCCUAGGCUUUUAGACAAUCCUGGCAUGAUAUCACAAGACUUCCAGCAGCUUCAUCCAGAGGCAGUAGGAAAACUGUUUCAGAACUGGGCUACUAUGAGUGACCAAAUCCUUACAUAUGCCCAGCGAGAGGGAAAACUGCCCUUGGUGUUUGAUGACAUGACACCAGACCGAGCUUUGAAAGUCCUGCCGAUUCUGCUUCCUCCAUCGGUCUACAGGAUUGGAGGAAAAGUCCACAGACCCACCAUAGAGGAGUCCCGCAAGUCCUUCAUUAAUAUCCAACCAGUGGGCACCAACAUGGUACAGUACCUACAGACAGUAGAGAGAACUCAACCCUUCCCGCACAUCUUGUGUCUUUGUGAUGACAUGACAACAUGCCAGACCUUCACCAUUGUGUCAGACAACGCCAUUGAAACGGACACUUUUCUGGGUGCAGUAGAUCUUUGUUUUAAGGCUUUCUUUGUGCUUGACCUCAAUUACACAAAGCAGUGUCUCCCCACCUGGGAGUUUAUCCAACAGGCAGUAUAUAACAUUGAUGGACAUGAAUCCUCAAAUGUCAAAUUUAUGAGGACAUCAAUUGCAGCUUUGGCCUAAAGGUACACAGAGAGAAGUAGCCUUUUAGUGAUGUGUGUCAAACAAGUGGACAGCUGCUCUCUAAAAAUAUGAUUGACACAAAACAUGAUUGCAGAAGACAGUAGGCACACACU